Molecule: messenger RNA, 1619 nt
Organism: Nannochloropsis gaditana CCMP526
Product: abl-philin protein
Exons: 1
Molecular function (GO): palmitoyltransferase activity
Source: RefSeq, a predicted model, not a curated record
AUCAACAGGUUCAUUUUCACUUCGCUGUUGUACAUGCUACGUCAAAAUGCGCACGAGUGGGGCCCCAGCUGGUUCCUUGCCUUCACAUCAACCUCAUACACACCCCUCCUCUGGUGCACCGUGUCAGUGGGCACAAUUUAAGUCUGCACUACAUUCUGACCGGCCUUUUGAGUAUGGCUACUGGCUAUCGGUUGGUGUAUCUACACUUUUCGACUGGGCAGUGCGAGCUUUGGGCCCGUGCUUGGUCACUCUUGCCUGCCUUUUGAUCGGCCUUGUCACAUGUCUCUACUUUGGCUACAUCCUUCCAGAGCUCGUGGGCUGCAGAGGAAAAAGCGGCUCUGGCGUUGAGGAUCCAGAUGUCCGGUACUUAUGCCUCGCACGUGUAAUACACGGAAGCUGGGCAGCGUUUCUGCUGUUUAACACGCUAUUCAACUAUUUCCAUUGCGUCAUGACCUCCCCUGGUUCGCCCUUCGUCAAUGCGUGUGAUGCCUCAAUGCACUCCCAUGGCGAAAUCCAGGCUCCGUCUGUGCAUGCCAAUGCAGGCACUCCCACAGAUUCACAUUCACCACUUCACGUCUCCUCUGCCCGUAGCGACCAUGUGGAUGCACGCACGUAUGGAUUCUGUAAAAAAUGCCGUACACCCCGCCCUCCCCGCACCCACCACUGCCACGUCUGCAAGUCUUGUGUCCUCAAAAUGGAUCACCAUUGCCCAUGGAUCGGACAAUGUGUCGGGUACUACAACUACCGUUAUUUCGUACUAUUCAUGAUGUACCUGUGGGCAGCGUGCGUGUAUGGCGCCCUCCUGCUCGGUCGGCCAUUUUUAGACAUGAUGUACGGCAGCAGUCAAGGUGGCGGGCCCCGAAUGCCUGUCAUCGUGGGGUCCCUCGCCUCUGCGCGCUCCGCUAUUAUCCUUACAUUUGUUUUGGCCUUCUCCGUUGGGCUGGCGCUGACAGGCUUGUUGGGUUGGCACGUUUUUCUCAUCACGACCGGGCAGACGACCAUUGAAUUUUACAUUAAUAAGGCACGGAGGGAGCGAGCCCGACAACGAGGGUUUUUGUACACCAACCCUCACGACUUGGGGUCACGACAGAAUUGGCAGCAGGUAUUUGGGCGUGAUUUGCCUUGGUGGAGAUCUCUCCUCCCCUCGACGCGGUUGCCGCCGGCGCCCGGGGUCGGGCCGGGAGGGCCGGACCCCGGACAGGAAAAGGCGGGCGCCGAGCCGAGAGAGGAGGCAUGGUGGGCGGAAGAGCACCGGCUGUCAGCGAUGGAGGAGGGGGAAGAGGAAGAGGAGGAGGAAAUGAUAACGUGUGACGGCGGAGAGUGUGCAGUUCUUGGAGAAGGGAAGAGGGGGAACAGAAGGAGAGGAGGGGGGGCGGCCGUUCCUGCGAAAAAAUGGAAGCGGAAUGGGAGUCGCAUGAUUUUUUCGGGUGUAGAACGUCACACCCCUCCGGUGAUUGUCUAGCACCCCUGAAAGUGUACGUUUAAAAGACUUGAGAUGCGAGAUAGAAGGCAGGCAGCGUGCGGCACACGGACGGCCCACAUGACUGACCUUCGGCAUCGCUUUCAGCAGACAUGUGAAAGUUCCAAGCCAGCUAUAGAUCCUUUUUGCACGAUUUUUU